Melozone crissalis (California towhee) is the source of this 6117-nucleotide messenger RNA. It is a transcript of the gene TTC7A, whose product is annotated as tetratricopeptide repeat domain 7A. Gene Ontology annotation, biological process: protein localization to plasma membrane; phosphatidylinositol phosphate biosynthetic process. Gene Ontology annotation, molecular function: protein binding. NCBI's taxonomy places the organism in Eukaryota, Metazoa, Chordata, Aves, Passeriformes, Passerellidae. Gene Ontology annotation, cellular component: plasma membrane. The coding region runs from base 1 to 2562 and encodes 853 amino acids. The transcript is spliced from 20 exons. The record is from RefSeq and is a predicted model, not a curated record.
AUGGCGGCCAAGGCCUCGCACUCGCACGUGAAGCUGGAGGCGGAGAUCGAGCGGUGCCGGGCGGAGGGGCACUGGGGGCGGCUCCGCCACCUCGCACAGCAGCUGCUGCCGCCGCGGCCCCCGCGCAAGGCGAAGGCGGCGAGGGGCGCGCAGGACGCGGAGGACCAUGGGAGUUUGCUGCUUGCAGAGGCUCUGCUGGAGGAAUGCUUGAAAGAAAAUUUUGCCAAACUGAAGGACUCCAUUCCACUGUCAGAGAAGAGUGAGCCCAAACUGGGUGAAGCUAAACAGUAUCUGACCAAUAUCUUAAGCAGAGGGAAACUAAGACCGAAGUACAUGACAGAAGCUAUGCUGAUCCUAGGAAAGCUGCAUUAUGUGGAGGGAUGCUACAGAGAUGCCAUCAGCAUGUAUGCAAAAGCAGGAAUUGAUGACCUUUCAACCAAAGAGGAACCUCUGUACAUGCUGCGUUUGAUAACUGAAGCCUUUGUUAUUAAAGGUUUGUCACUGGAGCGCUCAACCAACUCAAUUGCCUCACGUGCUCGACUGUGUGAAAGGGAGGAGGAAGUCAUGGCUUGUUUUGAGAGAGCCUGUGUUAUUGCCCAGGUAUACUUGCAGGAGCUUGAGAAGACCUUAAACAACACACAUUCAAGGAGUAUCAAGGGCAGCAAUGUGACUUACUCUGAGUUUGAACUUUCCUACUUUCUGGAAGCAGCUCUACAGAGUGCCUACGUGACUCAGUUAAAAAAAGGAAAUAUUGUGAAAGGAAUGAGGAGUCUGCGAGAAGUACUACGGACUGUAGAAACAAAAGCUACUCAGACCUUCAAAAUGACUGCAGCCAAACAGUUAGCCCAAGUACUUCUGCAUUCCCUCAGUGAAGACUGUUACUGGAGCCCUUUAUCUGAUCCACUUCCUGAGUUCAUGAACAAGGAAUAUCAGUCUUAUGUUAGCAAUCUUCUUUGUCGGAGGCCCGAGCUGUACUCAGAAGAGAAUGUGUACUGCCCUCAAGACAAUGUAGAAGAGGCUCUUCUCCUCCUCCUAAUCAGUGAAUCCAUGGCGAACCGGGACGCAGUGAUCAGCCGCGCCCCAGAGCAGCAGGAUGACCGAGCUGUCAGCCUCCGGGACGCCUCUGCAGUCUACGACCUCCUCAGCAUCACACUGGGCAGAAGAGGGCAGUAUGUGAUGCUGUCUGAGUGCUUGGAGAGAGCCAUGAAGUUUGCAUUUGAUGAAUUUCACCUCUGGUACCAGCUUGCCCUGUCCAUGGUAGCUUGUGGAAAGUCGGCAUAUGCUGUGUCAGUGCUCAGAGAGUGUGCUAAACUGCGACCUACAGAUCCCACCGUGCCUCUGCUGGCUGCCAAGGUCUGCAUUGGGUCACUGCACUGGCUGGAAGAAGCAGAACAAUUUGCUAAAAUGGUGAUAGACCUGGGGGAGGAUGCUGGAGAGUCCCUGGCAAAGGGUUACCUGGCACUGGGCCUGACAUACAGCCUUCAAGCUACUGAUGCUACUCUAAAGAGCACUCAGGAUGAAUUAAACAAGAAAGCACUUCAGUCUUUGGAGAGAGCACAUGACCUGGCCCCCGAAGAUCACCAGAUCAUCCUCUACCUGUCACUGCAGCUGGCUCUUGUCAGACAGAUUUCAGAUGCUAUAGACCAUCUUCAAGAAGCCCUGCAACUGUGCAAAGAUGACAUGAAUUCACUUCAUCUACUGGCCCUCCUCUUUUCAGCUCAGAAGCACUAUCAGCAUGCACUGGAUGUUAUCAACAUGGCUGUUGUUGAAUACCCAGAAAGCUUUAGCUUACUCUUCACCAAAGUAAAACUGGAAUGGAUACAUAAAGGACCUGAAGAGGCUCUGGUGACAUGCAGACAUAUGUUGCAGAUGUGGCAGAUGGUAUACAGUGUUUUACAGCACAGUGGCUCUGAGAAAGGAAGUAGUGUGACUGAAACACCAGUAAUCAAAAAGCAUAAUGGACUGCAUCUCACUCUGCCAGAUGCUCAUGACACUGACUCUGGUUCACAACGAGCCUCUUCCCUUGCUGCAUCAAGACUGGAACAGGCCAUGUCUGAAAUAACUAUGCAGAGCAGCACAAUGAAGCAGGGACCUGUGAAGCUCUGGACAACUCUUGAACAAAUUUGGCUACAAGCUGCUGAACUCUUCCUGGAACAGCAGCAUCUCAAAGAAGCAGGCUUUUGUACCCAGGAGGCAGCUAGUCUUUUCCCCACAUCUCAUGCUGUACUGUACAUGCGUGGGAGGCUUGCAGAGAUGAAAGGCAAUUUGGAGGAGGCUAAGCAAUUGUAUGAUGAAGCGCUCACCGUGAAUCCAGCUGGAGUGGAAAUUAUGCACAGCCUGGGCCUGGUGCUGAGCAGACUUGGGCGGAGGGAGCUGGCCCAGAAGGUCCUCAGAGACGCCAUCCGGAUCCAGACCACCAGCCACACUGCCUGGAACAGCCUUGGAGAGGUCUUGCAGGCUCAGGGCAAAAACGAAGCAGCCAUUGAAUGUUUCCUCACUGCCCUGGACCUUGAAUCCAGCAGUCCUGUCAUUCCAUUCACCGUCAUACCCAGGGAGCUCUGAAGCUGCUCCCCGCAGCUCUAAGCACUUGCAUUGCCUGGACAGACACCAAAACCAAGCAGAUAAACAAAGAGGCCCAACAAAAAGUGCCAUUGUAACCUGGAACUAGGCUAAGUAAUUCCAGGAUGGGGCUCAGGUCUACAGGCUUAGCUUAGACAAGCCAAACUGAAGAAGAAAUUGCAACAGGCAGGAACAGAGAAUGCCUUUUUCUUCACAUGUGCCUGGCUAACCUCCUGUUCAAGUUAAUAGCAAGGCUUAGUUCAAAGUGCUGGUUCAAGGUGACUGUAGAAAAAUCAUGCUAGGGUACAGCUGUUCAAAGCACUUGCACCUUUCAGUGUUGGUUGAAAAUAAAACCCCCAAGCCCUGAAUUAAAGCCCAGAAAUGCUCUAAAUAGGAGUAAAUUCACCAACUUGAGCAAGUUGUGUGUUAGUAUGUGGCUGUCUCCCCACAGAUCUGGCAGGACAAGAAUGACACUUGCACCAAAUAGACAUACAGUAUAUGCUGUUUACAAAAUUAUUUCAUCUAUUUUGAUAAUCCUUUUUCCUGCCUUGCUUUUAUAUACUGUAUAUGCUCACUAUAUUUAGUGUAGCACUCGCCUAGAUAAAUUUAAAAUUAAAUUUUAGUUUUAAAUUAAAAAUACUUUUUUAAAAAUAAAGCUGCUAUUGCAGUAUAACUCACAAAAACAGUAAGACCAAAGACCAAAUCAGUUCACACUUGAACUAGUAUUAAAAACACAUAAAUAUCUCCACUUACAUAUUUAUUGAAAGGCCUUACAUGAAGUAACUAAUUUUAAGCUCUGAGCUUCAUUCUUGCUAAUCACCUAUUGCAUCAGUUUAGCAAGGAAUAUAGUGUUUACCAGUAUAUAGUAACUGAACUCUGUGCUCUACCACAUUACCAAUCCUGGCACAAAACAUUUUCAUAUCCUUCUUCUGAUGAUGCAAAAGAAGGCAGCAGUCUUUUAAGGGGAAGUGUGCUGAAGGCAGUAUAUGUGUGCAUGAACUGCUUCUUCCUUAAAACUAAAUCCUUGGAUUGUCCAUAGGAGUUUCACAGUAGAGGUAUGGAGUGGAGCCUUCAGUGGCAUCAUUUUGCAUCUCCUGUCAGGUGUAAUAGUGAGGAGCUUCUGAUGCACACAGCCUCCCCAUGGCUGGGACAGCCAGGGAGGGGACACAGCUGGCACAGCCCCUGCUGAGCUGCUGCUCAGCUCUGUGUGACCUCCCCAGGGCCUUGGCAGGGAGGUGGAGCUGGACUGUGCUGUCACACAAGAGCCAACCCAGACCAGACCAGUCCCAAGAUAAAGAAGAUGCAACAAUUUGCUGCACUUUUCUACAAAAAAUAAAAAAAGGUUGGGGCUUUGCGCCCAUUUUUGUCCAAAGAUUUGUGACUAUUUACUAAGUAAGUUUGCACUAAAGCACACUUUGUACUAUAAUUCUGCCCAGUAUUGUGAUCCACAACUAGUUCACUCUGGAAAUAAUAAUAUCCUCAGGCAAUAAAUAAGAUGGCAUGUUUCUUGCAGAGCCUGAGGCUCUGGCAGCAGACUUGAAGUCAUUGUUGUUUACAGUUAUUUGGAAAUCUGCAGGCUAAUGGAGAGCUGGGCCCUUGUGCUGCUCCCAGCCCACACCAUCGGAGAGCUCCCGCCCCCAGCCUUCCCUCAGGAUGCCUGCACCAGGGGAAGCACACUGCUCUCAGGUUCCUCGCAGCAGCCUGGUGCACUCCAGGCCAAUAUUUUUAUUUUUUCCCCUUAAAUGAUGCAGAUGCAAUAGCCCAGCUUAUUUAUCUGUUCACUGAGGGAUUCCAGAUCUGAUGUAGGCUGAUUUCACUGCAGGUGAAAGCAGCCCAGCCGUGAAAGGUGCUCAGCCCAUGAGUCCUCUGGCUUUGCAGUGCCACACAGGCACCCAAAAGGACUUUUUUAGGCCAGGGGCAGGUUUCCUAGGAGACAGUGUUCCCCAGCCACAUUCCUUUUUGCAAUAGCACCAGCAGCAGAGGAAGGAGUAGGUGUUAAAGUAGCAGAAUUAAAGGAGUUUCAAGAAGACAAAAAGAUGCAGCAAGACACGUUUUGCUGCGAAGGAUGCUCUGAAGUCAGCUCACUCUGUACUACAGGGAGAAAGAGGGAAGGGGAGGGGAAAGAUGCUGUUGUUGACAUAAUAUGUAAAUUGUUACCUAGGUGUUUUAAGCCCAGUUUCACAGUCAGAUGCAAUCCGACAAUAGACUUAAGCAGAGAUAUAUAUAAAUAGAUGUUAUGUUCGGGUGUUUGUUCUGCCCCACAGUUGCCGGGGUGGGAGCGAGCCCUCUGUGUGUGGCACAGAGCCGGAGUCGCCGCUCCCUUGUGCCGUGAGUGUUUGCACAGCACUGCCAUAGCAACUUCUGUGCACUGGGCAGCCACUGCAGAACAAGCUGUGCAUCCACCUCUGCCACCCAGGAGCUGCUUGAAGAGGUCUGUAACGGGGCUGGGCCGUGACCUGGCAGGAGGGUGCCUGUCUCCCAGCAGCAGCUGAAAAGCAAACACUCACAGAUCCAUUUGCUCCUGCACACGUAGCUUGUGAGCAGCCAGCAGCCCAUCACGUUUGUUGUGAUCAGGCAAACUUCAUCCUGAUGAUAAUCACACUUGCCACAGCACUCAUCUUCCUGGAAGAGGGGCAAGCAUUAAAGAAUACUUUGAGUGCAUCAGCAAGUCAGGUGUUGCCAGGGUGGUCCCAUCUUGUGUGCAUUAAUGAGCGUUUCUGGCAUUGGAAUCUCAGUCCUAAGAGCCUCUGCUCCAUGUGUGGCAGGGAAGGUGUGCCUGAGUAAAUGCCAUCAUCACCAGCAAUCAGAGGGCUGUGGUACCCUCUACCAGCUCACCACACCACAGCACUCGCAACAACUGCAGACAAAGUACUUUGCAUACAUACUGGACUCAAUCCUGAGAUUUCCUGCCUGCUUCCCAGAGGAUGCAAAAUACCUCUUGGCUGGAAGGGUAUUGUAUGGGCUUGAAAUGCUCUGUACAAUGCAGGAAAGAGAGUGGUUGUUGCAGACUUACAAGUACUUUGGGGUUGAAUCCUCCAGUUAUAUUUGUUAAUCAUGCUCAGCAAAACGGAAGUCUUCCCAAACUUACAUGCUGCCUCUCUCACUCAACAUGGAUUUUGUUCACACUUCCAGAUACAGAAAACAAAGACAACUGCUUCAGACAAUCCUAUGUAUUGUAGUAUUUAUUUAGAUAGCAAUGUUGAUAAAUCUGAUAGACUUACCUCCCUGAGCUCAGUAAUAGGUGUGGCAGGGAAUCCUGGCAUGCUUAAUGCUCAGGGUUUGAGAUUUAAGAACAGAAGAUUUACAUCCCUGUCUCAUAUGAUUAUUGCAGAUCGUAAGUAAUGGAAGUUUGGGAAACAAUAAUUUUGGGGAACCAAUUCUGCAAGUUUUAGCACUGACUUGAGUCUUAGCAGAGUUUUCUCAUUCAUCAGUUUUGAAAGAGGAAGAUAAAAAGCCCAUAUCAUUGCCUAAAGUAUUAUGGUCCUCUUGUUCCACUACAAGAUUCUUUUCCAUUUUUUGGCAGAGUGCAUGCAAAAAGAAAAAAUAAUUACCUUCUGU